Molecule: messenger RNA, 2270 nt
Organism: Homarus americanus (American lobster)
Lineage: Eukaryota; Metazoa; Arthropoda; Malacostraca; Decapoda; Nephropidae
Gene: LTV1
Product: protein LTV1 homolog
Exons: 10
Coding region: 53-1639 (528 amino acids)
Biological process (GO): ribosomal small subunit export from nucleus; ribosomal small subunit biogenesis
Cellular component (GO): preribosome, small subunit precursor; cytosol; nucleus
Source: RefSeq, a predicted model, not a curated record
UACCUCCCCUCCACUCGUCAGUAAACACAGCAUGUGUAGGGAGACGUAAAUAAUGGGUAAGAAAGGCAAAAGAUUCAUAGAUAAGCGACGCGAUGUCCUGCACACCUUUAAGGUUGUGCCUCGCAGUCAGCGGGAUCCAUUGGUUACCGAUGAAACUGCUCCCCAAGCUGUCUUACAACCAUCUGAAGAUAAUUCCAAGAAAACUGAACUGGAGAAAUUUGGCAUCUUUUUCGAUGAUGACUACAACUACCUGCAACACCUGAGGGGUGUACGUGAAGCUGUUAACUGGGAUGAAGAAGAACUGGAAGUGUACACCAUCCGCAGAGAAGACCCCCAGAUGGGCAAAAAAGAACUGCGUGGAAAGAAACUUCUGUUGCCAUCCUCAGCAUUCGAGUCUUUUGUGGAGGAACCCAUUGGACUUCUGAAUAAAGCUGCUCCUGUCACAGGUCCACGGCCAGAGUUGGACCCAGAUGUUGUGGCUGGUUUAGAUGAUGACUUCUUUGAAGAAACUGCAGUUUGCAAUCCUGAUGACGAUGGCGCUCUCCCAGAUAACUUUGUUGUAAUGCUCAACUCUGAAAAUCCUGUCAAUGAAUUUGAGGAGGAUGAUGGGGAAUGGGAGGAUUGUGAGGAGGAUGAAGAUAUCUGGGGAAAUUGUGGGGAUGAAGAUGGAGAGAUGCCUGCUUUGGAGGAUUUGAAUAAUGGUCUUCAGUACCUUCCAUCCUUAUCUAAGUUGAGUGCGUAUAGGGAGAAGGCACAAGACGAAGGAUAUGAUGCCGAUGAGGAAGAACGAGAUUUCAGCAGCGACUUCAACGACAGUGAUGACGAAGCGAGGGAUGACUUGUGCAGCCUUGAUGGGCCGUCCAGAACUUUCAGAGACGAGGAGACCAAAUCUCACUUCACCAACUAUUCUCUCUCUUCAUCAAUUCUCCGGAGAAAUGACCUACUCACCAAACUGGAUGAUUGUUUUGAGGAGAAGUUCAUACGGGAGUACCAAGAUGAGCAUGUUGGAGCUUUGGAUGGCGAGGAUAUUGAUGGUUUCGUGGGAGAAGAGUCUCCUCUUUUCCAGCAAGUUUUAGAGCAGACUCACAAGCAGCUGCAGGAGGACACUGAGGACGAUCGUACCAGGAUUAUCAAGUGGAUUAAAGACAUGCAAGACAGAAGAGUUAAUAUGAAGGAGGAGAAGGAUGAGGUGGAAUUGUCAGAUGAUGAACACGGGGAAAAGUGGGACUGUGAAUCAAUCCUGACCACUAAUUCCACCUUAUACAAUCACCCACGCACAAUUACCGACCCUCCACGUCGCAAGAAGAUUGCAGUUGAUCCACGGACUGGAAUUCCGAUAGAUCACGGAGUUGGUGGAUUGACAAGAAAGAACUUAGCCCAACAUGACAAAGUUGCUGCUGGAUCGGAUGACGCUCAAUUGGAGACACAGACACUGAUUACAAGUAUGUCCGCUAUCUCUAUUCGGCCUCCUGGGGAGACCACAGAGGAACGAAGGUUUAGAAAGAAAGCUUUGAAAGAACUCCGGAGGGAGAGACGUAUUGAAAAGAAAUUGAAUAGAGCUGCAUUCAAGGAUGAAAAGAAGAGGCAGGAGAAGAUACUUAUGAAUAACAAAUAUAAUAGUAAAAUAUCCAUGGUGUAAGAGCUUUCUUUGUCUCAAGAGUUUUUUCCUUUCUUCCUUUAUUUUUACAUAGGCUUUUAUCACUUUUUAAGCUAAUCAGAUGUUCAUAUUAUAUUUGUUGCUCUUUAUAUUUCAAUUUAUUAUUAUAUAAAUGUGAGUUGUGUACUGUACAAGCUUUCAGAGGAACGUCAUGGAUGACGUGGAUAUAAGAAUUGCCAAUUUGAGUGUUUGGGAAUGAGGAAUAAUUCCUAAUAAUUCUGGACCAAUCAGAGUGCUCCAGUUGCUUUAUGUUAUACCUGCAGAGCCUUUGACUGGCCAGUGAAUAAUGUAUCCAGCAGAGAUAUAAUAUACCAAUUGCUAAGCUAAUACUGUUUAGACUAUAUUUACUUCUGCUCACCAAGAUAUACAGCAUAUUAAUAUAUUUCAAUUUCUGCAUGUUUCAUUCCCCUAUCAUCGAAAACAAAUUCUUUAAUAUAUCCUGUUUUGCAUACAGUGUGUAUUUAAUGAGAUGUUUUCAGUAUGGAAUUUAUUUAUUCAACUGUCUUCAAUUUCAUUUAUUAAACUCAACAUAACUCUGUAGAACUGCACACCAUAUACCGUCUCAAAUAUUUGUCUGUAUGUUAUAUCAAUAUACCAAAUAUUAUGAAUAUGA